This is a messenger RNA of Lolium perenne, 1198 nucleotides long. The record is from RefSeq and is a predicted model, not a curated record. NCBI's taxonomy places the organism in Eukaryota, Viridiplantae, Streptophyta, Magnoliopsida, Poales, Poaceae.
AGUUUCCUGAUUCUGUCCAAGGAUGGCGCAAAAAGUGGCUCUACAUCCACGAAGAAAGCGCCAAUUCUGUGGAGCACAACAUAGUUCCUUUCGACGGAAGUGCCAGGAUUCAGCGUCGCCGUUCCUGGGAUGCCGAAGCUUCUGAAGAAGAGAAAAAAGCGACAGAGGCGCUCAUGGCUCGUAUCCGCCAUCUUCAAAACACUCGAGGCAAAGAGCUAUCUGGUGUUCAAAUUACUGCCUACUUCCUUAGGAUUAGAGUGCAGCCUCUUCAGGCUCGCAAAAAUCCCCUUUGGACGUAUUCUGGUGAAAAUGACGCCAACAGAAUCUCCAGUGAUCUUUCUGUAAAGGACUUGGAAAAAUUGGUUCGAAGAAUUUCUCGAUUAGGCAAGAAGGAUCCUAUUCCCUCCUCCUGUCGAGUGGAACCAUACAGUGCUUCCAAUCCUCUUCCCGAGAAUCAUCCUACUAUGGCUUCCCUUCCUCCUCUUCCUGAGGAUGGAGAGGUCGAAGAAAGAGCCGUUGUCGAUGAUGUCAACCAGGAGACCCCCUCUUUUGUGAAUGAACCCGCAGAUUCUCGAAAAUCUGCGGGAUCUACUGAGAAGGAUGCUGCCUCUGAAGAUACAACAUCAGCACAAUCUCCUCCUCCUGCUGUUUCUCCGAAGAGCAAAAGGAAAAGGAGCAAUGCCGAAGAUUCCGGGACCUCGAAACCCGAAGAAACUGCUCCUGCACCUCGAAAAGCAGCUUAUGAUCCAUACAUCGAGAGUAUCAUCAGCUCUGAUGAUGAAGAAACACCAACUUUAGAUGUGGCUGCUCGAACGAGCACGUCACAUACUUUAGUUAUUUCAGAAAAACCAGUUGAAGGGGAGGAAUCGUCGCCUCCUCAACAAAAUGUUGAUACAUCUACUCCUUCGAGCCCCCGUGCCCCUUCACCAAAAAGGGCACGGGUUGAAAAGAUUGUUGAUCCUGCCCCUCAGUUGGGCAGUUCGUCGCCCCCGCUCCUAGAUGAUCCUAUGAUCAAGGAUCUUCUCCGCAUCGGUUCCCAAUUUAUUGGGUACCGUGAAUAUGCUAAUAGAGCCGAAGGUAACGACUUUCAUACUUGUCGUUUUUCCUUAAUUUGUCACUCCUGUUACUUGCCGCGAUUUUUUGAUCUUUCUUCUCUCUUUUUUCCAUAUCUCGACAGAGAAACUUGCAGAGGCUAACG